AUGCCUUCCGCAACCCUCAACCCGCGCCAGCGCCUCUCCAUCCUGACCAACGCCUCGUUCGGUCACGACGUCAGCGCCGCCUUCACAGUCAAGGCCGCCGCAUCGCCCUCGCAGCAGCGCUCCAUCGUGUACGGCGAGACCGCCGCGCCGCCGCCAAGCCCAAUCGACUUCUCAUUCCCCAGCACGCCGAAGGAGAAGCAAGGCGACGAGCGCGGUGCUGGAUUCUUCGGGUCUACGGUUCUUCGGUUCUUAUGA
Boeremia exigua is the source of this 255-nucleotide messenger RNA. RefSeq lists its product as uncharacterized. The record is from RefSeq and is a predicted model, not a curated record. Lineage: Eukaryota; Fungi; Ascomycota; Dothideomycetes; Pleosporales; Didymellaceae. The transcript has 2 exons. Bases 1 to 255 code for a protein of 84 amino acids.